UUUUUUUAAGCCAUUCACUAUGACGAACAGUCACUAAGAUACUUGAUUGACUUUGUUCCUGGCCUCCAUGGAUUUUCUAGGUUUUGGUGAGCCAUGAAACGACGAUUCCCAGGCUAAGGACUCUUCUUUCCCAAGUCAUCUCUUAGUGUUGCCUCUUUGCAUGAAAGCGAAUGACUUCGCCUGCACGUGAACCUGUUCUGGGGCUCUGUCUGACCGUGUGUCCAAGCCCACUGCUUUUCUUCUGAGUUCAGCAACUGGAGAGGAAACUCUCGCCUGCCCUCCCUAUCAGCUCAACCUCCUGUUUCGAGGGGGGCCACGGUCCCUAACCUGCGUGUUAUCCCUGUUUUGCUGUGCUUUAAUAUGACCUUUUGCUAAAAAUACAGGGCCUGUUCUCAGCCUGGAGAUCUUCGUUCACCUCUUCUGAUUUCUCCAGCCCUAUCAUCGAUGCUUGGUUUUGACUAAUAUAUUCACGGCAAUCUGAUGCAACGUUGGGAUUUGUACUUCGUAAGUCCUGCCUGGCUCAUCAGGGAGGAGGAGGAGGAGGAGGGGGAGGAGAGCUUCUGUCUGUGCCACUCUUCUGCUUUGCAGCCUUUAGGAUCCAGCUCCAGCUCUGGACCCCCACCCUGCAAAAGGGCUAGAGAAUGUCUCCUUGCUCACGGAAAGCAGGGUCUCCAGGAAGUCCUCAGUGGGAGUGUGAAUGAGGAUUUUACAACCUGCUCCUCAAGGAGGAGAGCAAGCCGGCUGCCUGCUGCCUUGGGGUGGAAUCGCUGUUUCUUAGCAGUGAAAGAUAAGGCAAACCCACAAAGCACUGAAUUUCUGACGAUACAGCAUAAAGUCCGUCAAGGAGAGGCACUUUCAGUAUGGCCCAUAAAAGCCAAGCUGGUGGAAUUGAGAAAAACAGGUCAAUUCCCUCCGUCCUCUACUGUAAGAGUGAUUUAAAGGAAGGAUCCCUGCAGUGGGUGAAAGAACCCUUCAAUGGCCAGGUGCUCAUGGUGCUCAGCAUGGACAGCAGUUGCUCAGCCACCUCCUUAGACAUGGAGCUUUGUGCAGAGAAGCUAAAGUCCCUUGGGGUUCAGGUGGCCACAGAUCAGUGGAGAAGGUUAAUCCAGGAUGCGAUCCUGAAGCCUGAAGUGAGACGGUACAUGUUCUACAACUCCAGGGUGUUCCAGAUAGCCCUCGCCGUGGUUUUGUACGUGUCUCUCUGGACAAAUAUUUACUUCACAGUGCAGCUGUGUUCCUUCGGACGCUACUGGGAGGCCAGUGUGCUGGUGACCCUGGCUGCUGUAGCAGUCACCGUAGUUGUGAUACUGGUUAUCGAUCGUCGCCAGAGGAAGAUAAAUAUGAAUACAGAUGUGAGGCUGGCAGCUGUCAAUGAAAUCUUUAUUAAACACAGUUUAAUUCUGGGGAUUACAGAUGUCCUGGAUGGGCCACGCAGCAUCCUACAACUAUGGUUCGUGCACUUCAGCCCGGAGUGCUGCCUCCAGUCCUUGUCAGCCCACAUCACAGACCUGCAGAGGACACGAGAGUUGUGCUUGCGACACAGCCUGGAUGAACUCUGUGUGGUCAUGGAGGCAGUGGUUCAGCCCAGCCUGGGGACGAAGGAGGACGCUUUGCAUGAAGACUCCCCUCUUCUAUCCAGUGGGGUGAAUAAAAAACCGGUGACGUGCAACAAGCUGCUCCGCCUCAUUCCUGAGGGCCCACCAGAGGUGAUGGCCCAGCAGCUCCUGGUGAUCUUCAGCGGAUGCUACGUCCGGCUCCUGGUCACGGGCCGGCUCCCUCGAGCCAUGGCAGGGGGGCACCUGGGGCAUGGCAGUGUGCCCUGUCUCUGCCAGUUCAUCAGGACCACCGCGCUCAACACACAACAGAGCUGGUUCACAGGCAGGUGACCAGAGGGGCCUGGCAAGCGCUAAAAUAAGAUGUCCAUACACAACAGUGUGAAGAAGCUGUGGGGCAGAGGAGAGGCCUGUAAUCGCUCAUCUGGGUGAAUGAGUGGAAAUAUGACUAAUAAAACAUGCAAGACACUCACCAGAAAGCUGCUGACCUUUGAGACCUUCUGCCUACCCACUGGCUUGGUGGGAAGGAGCUGCUUUGGGGGUGAGAAACAAUCCAGGGGCAGCCUGGAGCUCCCUUGGGAAAUUUCCCACUGUUCUUACUUGAGGGCCUUGGAGACCCAUGGGGAAUAACCUGUAGGUGCCAGCCCCAUGCCUUCGAAAUCAAGUACAUGGGGUUUUUUAGUACAAGGAAGACAGGGAAAACCUGUACAUAGCAGUGUUGCAAAUGUGCUGUUUGCGCUGGAUUAUGUUUUUGUCAUGUAGUUGUCAGUGACAGUCAGCUUUGUCCUGUGACAGACAUGGACCAUCUCUCAGCUGAUGACUUGGCAAGCUUUCCAUGGAAAAACCAGCUCAGGCUGGUGCUUGGUACCUGCUGCUUCUGCUGCCUUCCCUGGGAGGAUGGUGAUAGAUAUCGUGAUGACCCAUGUGAUUAAGGUUUGAAGAAGGCACCGAGUGGGGCAUGCAGGAGCAUGGCUUCUUUCAGACUCCCCUUUCUGCUCCAUUUUGGGACAAGCUAAUUUCCUUCCCCCCCUUUCCUCCUUUCUUCUCACGGUGUUUGCACACAGCAUGGAAGAGGAGCCAGUGGUGAGCAGGAGACCUCAGCUUUUGAUGGAGUCUGUGCGGGAAUGGGAAAUGAAGUGCUCUCAGUCUGCAGGGGGUUGUGUGCUCAGGUGGUGCCCAUGCACGGAGCGCUGCCGUACGGCCCCGGCGCUGCUGGCAUCCUCUGGCACCAGAGCCAGGCAUUUCCAUGAAAUCCAGGGGAAUACACGCGCACAACCUAACCACACGGUGUGGCUGUGACAGCUGCCCUAGGAAGUGGCAGGGGUCAGAAGAAGGCCUCCUAAGGGCUGUGUUUUCCAGCCUUGCUGUGGCUGAGCGUGCUUGGGAGAUGUGGCUCCAUUCUCAGCCCUCCAGCCCACCUGCUCUCCCUCCCUCCCCAUAUCCUGCAGAACCCUGCAGCCCCCUGGGCAGAGCUUCUGCCGUUCCCACCUCAACAAAGCUCAGCAUGGGACACCUGCCCUGCACAAAUCCAGGAGGGUUUGAAAAUUAAGGUCACUAGUUUGUGCACAUCCUUCCAUUGUGUGUAUCCCAUCCUACCACCGACCAUUCCCCCCUUCACGUAAUAUCGUACCAGAAAAGUUCUGGUACCAAAGAUCAAACCAUCGUUCAGGGCAGCAGCAAGAGGCUGAGCCCUGGGGACCCAGGAACUUACAACCAGCUCUCCCCAGGGUGCAGGAUGCCUCUGCUCCCUCCCAUUUUGUUUCUGUCACAAGCAACGGUGAGACAAG
Falco peregrinus (peregrine falcon) is the source of this 3340-nucleotide messenger RNA. It is a transcript of the gene TMEM268, whose product is annotated as transmembrane protein 268. The transcript is spliced from 9 exons. The coding region runs from base 861 to 1886 and encodes 341 amino acids. The record is from RefSeq and is a predicted model, not a curated record. NCBI's taxonomy places the organism in Eukaryota, Metazoa, Chordata, Aves, Falconiformes, Falconidae.